Messenger RNA from Coregonus sp. 'balchen', 4482 nucleotides. Lineage: Eukaryota; Metazoa; Chordata; Actinopteri; Salmoniformes; Salmonidae. The record is from the annotation of a GenBank genome assembly.
ACUGUACGCGCCAGGAACAGGAAGUGAUGGACUGUUAUGUAGUGUGAGCGUUUGGAAGGUGCUUCUUCAAACUUCCCUAUUUCACAAACAUGUCUGACUUGCAGGUGGCUGCGUUAUUGAUAGCGUUGCUAUAUUAUGGCAAUGCUCAAACGUCUACUGUCUCUGUGAACACCACCAUCCUGGGUUCAGAGCUGAGCGCAGACGGCUUGAAGCAACUCGCUGCGGCAGUGGCGCCCCAGUCGCCCGUGUUUCACCCCAGCCGCGGUUCCUACUUUUCUCUCAAUCUGUUGUCGGCGUUUCCAGAAGAUCUGGAGGUCAGCGAUUACUGCGUCGAGCUGCUGACUAUCUUUGGGCAGCGAUAUUCAACGUAUGUGAAUUGUUUGGUGUCCGCCGCGCGUCCUGUCAAAGUGUGCCAAAAUUGUUAUGGCACCUACGGCAACCUUAUGGAAAUCUACACAAACAUAUCAUCAGACCAGGUAGGCUAAGUAGCAUUUGUGUUUUCUCAGUGGACUUUGAGUUUAUCAUAUAUAUAUAUAUAUAUAUUUUUAUAUUAUGCGUCUCCAUGUUUUUGCCCUGUGCUGCGGGUUAAUUCAUAUACUAUCUAUGGGUUAAUACGUGCGCAAUUGUCUAGGCGCUGCUAGUGCGCCUCUGGCUGCAGCACAACAUGUAUAGUGGUGGGGUGUGUACUGUGUAGUAGGGGAAAUAGGAGAUCACAAGACUAACUAUCCUAGUCACAUGCCUAGUGACUAGGAGAACAACAGCUAUGCCCGACUGUUGCCAUAAUGGGGGUUAAAUAGGUAUCCUAUAGCCUAAUGGCAAUGUUUUGCCACUUACUUCAAUUUCUCAGUACUGUAAGCUGUAUCCACUGAAUCCUCAAUAUAAGAUAUAUUCUAACCAGUAAGCCUAAACAAUAGGGAUGGUAAACACCCUCAGUGAGACUGCUUGUGUGUCUGUUUCCAGAUGGGCCCAGGGAAUGUGAGCUGCAGAGACAGCCUCCUGCGUUCUGAUAGGCUGAUGUUGGUGUUCCUGCUCUACAACAACCUGGAGGACAUCUGGACUAGUUCAGAAUGUAACAGUAGGUGGACUGCCUUCUAUUAUAAACACAUUCAGCUAUUUAUUUAUUUCUGAUAUGUACUCCUGUAUACACUUAGUAUACCAAACAUUAGGAACACAUUCCUAAUAUUGAGUUGCAUCUCCCCCACCCCCAUUGCCCUCAGAACAGUGUCAAUUCAUUGGGGCAUGGACUCUACAAGGUGUCAAAAGCAUUUCACAGGGAUGCUGGCCUAUGUUGACUCCAAUGCUUUCCCACAGUUGUCAACUUGGCUGGAUGGACUUUGGGUGGUGGACCAUUCUUGAUACACAUGGGAAACGGUUGAGUGUGGAAAAAAACCCCAGCAGCGUUGCAGUUCUUGACAAACCGGCACCUACUACCAUACCCUGUUCAAACACACUUAAAUAUUUUUUUUCUUCUUGCCCAUUCACCGUCUGAAUGGCACACAUACACAAUCCAUGUCUCGAUUGUCUUGAGGCUUAAAAUCCUUCUUUAACCUGUCUCCUCCACUUCAUCUACACUGAUUGAAGUGGAUUCAAUAAGUGACAUUAAUAAGGAAUCAUAACUUUCACCUGGUCAGUCUGUCAUGGAAAGAGCAGGUGUUCUUAAUGUUAUGUAUACUCAGUGUAUAUUAUUACCUUUUCUAUGUCUCAAUAAGUCCCUUUCUUCCUCUCCUUGCCUCCUUUCCUUUGUGAUCGAUGCUCUGAAUAGAAUUGAUAUGUGUGUGCCAGGAGGCAGAGUAUACAAUUUGAUCUUUAACCCUGCCAUGGUACAUCAUUUCUGAAUGAUAUCUGACUUCCUGUUUCUAAGGUUGUGUAAGCCCGGGACUCCACAGCCUGACCAAUGACACCCUUUACUUCAUGGCCACUCUCAACCAGUCCCUCAGCUGCUUUGAGAAGUUCCAACAGGUGGGUCCCAGUUGUAGGUCAAAGAGAGAGAGAUUGUUUAGCUAGUGUGUACCAAAACCCAUCUAAAACCACUAGGGAGGGAGAGGGGAGUAUAGAGUUAAGUUUUUAUUAGAUAUGAAGUUUAUAAAUAACCAAAAUGGUUUCCACCUGUUUGUGUGAUUUAGCAGGGGAACCACUCAGCGCUAUGUAAGGAGUGCAAGGCCACAUACAGAGGACUGAAUGAGCUGUACAGCCGCAUGGAGAAGAAUCGCACACUCUGCAUCGACAUCGAGGACUCAGUAUGUAUUUCACAGCCACAGCCAAAGAAAAACAAGGAAAUGCCUCUCCUGAGGGGAAAUGUAAUUUCUACCUCGGCACCAAUCAAAUGCAAGCGUUGAAUGCUAGUGCUCCCAUUCAAAUGCAAAAUCUAAUACUGAAGUACUACAGACUUGCAAUAGUCAAGUCAACGAGACGAGAUUUGGAAGGAUGGCCAUAUGAGACUACAUUCAUGUAUAAUGUACACAAUAGAUAUGGAAUGUACUCUCAAGACUGUCACAAAGUUUUUUUGUGCUAUAUAUAGUAGAGCUCUGUUUGUGCGCUAAUGCCAAGAAGACUGCAGAAUACAUUUGGAGAAUGUAACGUUUAGCAAGCUUCCCCACUAAUAGAUAUGUGGAAGAUGUAAAACAGCACCCCCUUGGGGGCUCUUAGGCUGCGUUUAGACAAUCAGACAAAUUCAGAUUUUUUUUGCCUCUAAUUUGUUGUUUGAUUAAUUAGAUCAGAUCUUUUGCCAAUAAUCGGGCAAAAGAUCAGAAUUCAGCUGCCUGUCUAAACAUAGCCAUUGAGAAAGGAACAGCGAGAUGUCACCAGGGUUGCGGCCCAAUUAUCACACCUUUCUGUCGAAGUGUGCACUUGUUCAAUUCCCUUCAUGGAUUUGAAAGGAAAUGACUGGUAUGGAAAAUCCCUCUAGCCCAUGUGAACGGGUGCACACUUCAGGACAAGGAGAGAUUAUUGGGACGCACCCCAGUUCUGGUGGUGCCAGUGAGUUUCAAAGGAGGAGGUGACGUAGAGACUAGUAACUACAAAGGGGCACUUGGGAAGAAGGCCAAAGCCAGAAAUAGAGCAAGGGAGUCAGAUGGACAAAAAAAGAGUGAGGGACUUAAGAAUAGAGAAGUGGGCGAGAGAGAUAUACUUUAUCCCCUUUGUGGUUCUUUAAGCUCCUGUGUUGAUGGUGGUGGGGGGGGAUUUUGCCUUGCCUUGUUUCAGAUGAAUAUCACCCGCAGACUGUGGAGCAAGAAUUUCAAUUGUUCCUUCCCCCGGGCGGAGAAUGUUCCUGUCAUCACCGUGUCCAGCUUCAUGCUCUUUCUGCCCAUCAUCUUCUACUUGAGCAGUUUCCUUCACUCGGAACAAAAGAAACGCAAGCUCAUACACCGUGAGUAACCAGCUUAAAACAUCCAUUGUUGCACAGAGAGAUUUGACGGGUUGACUGGGGUGUCACAGGUUUUUAAAGUGAAGUAUGUAUGGAAGCCGGGGUGUCUCCUGCAUGCAUGCUCCUGGUUUAUAGCGAUUUUAUUUCAGGCAGAAGGGAGUUCCUCAAUGAGUGCCCCAAAUAAUGUGGACUUGUGAAGGUAGUUCAAGGGUUGGGAGUGGUGGAGGGGAGAGGUUUAGGGGUUUCCUUGUUAAUAGUGGGUUUUGGGCCUACUAAUGUUCUAAGCCGGAGAGUCAGAGAGUAAUACCUUACGUUUUUUCUUUGACACAUGCCAUUAUGGUGAAGCAGCAAUCUUAGAUGAAAUGUUCCUGUGUUAAAUGUUGUUUAGAGGUGAUGGGUGGUAGCUAACAGUAACACUGUUCCUGCUUCCUCUCCAGCCAAACGAGCCAAGUCCAACACCAGCCUCGUGAACAUCCAGGACAGGUUAAGCUGAGGAGAGAGGGAUGAGGAAGAAAGAGUGUGAUGACGAAGAAAUUGAGGAAGAAUGUUUGUGGUCCUCGCCCCCCUGUUUCUUUGGUUUGUCCAAAACCUCUCCUGGACGCAAAUGUGACAUGUCAUUUCCUCUGUGACAGUGGUUUCAACCAGUUCUGUAAUAACAGAGGAGUCAAAAAGUGCUCCCCCUGUGAGCGAGAAGGAUGCCAAUCAUCAGUAUUGAGUUUUUUUUCCUAAGAUAUUAUAGCAAACGGAAACAACGGAAGAUUUGUAACUGAAGAUGAGUUGUAAUUGCACUGUUCAUGUCCCACUUUGAACCGCCUGCCCCCACCCAUUGCUUCCACAACGAAAGACACACCAUGGAGAUGCAGCAUAACUACUGCUGAUUUAUCAGCAAUGGGGAGUUGAAGUAUAUUUUUUUGUAUAUUUUUAUUUAUCUUUGUGUGAAGAGAUGAGAAAUGGGUUUUGUGUCUACUGUAACGCCACUGUGACACAGAUCGGGCAGGCAGAUGGACAGACAGAAAGCACCUGAUGUCCAUUAGUUGUGACAUAUACCUGCCUUGUAAAAGUGGAUGACUGCUGAGAUGAAGAAAUUGAUAUUAUUUUAUACUAAUACAAUUGCUCAG